This is a messenger RNA of Elephantulus edwardii (Cape elephant shrew), 2898 nucleotides long. RefSeq names its product ras-related protein Rab-44-like. Lineage: Eukaryota; Metazoa; Chordata; Mammalia; Macroscelidea; Macroscelididae. Gene Ontology annotation, molecular function: calcium ion binding; GTP binding; GTPase activity. Bases 1 to 2898 code for a protein of 965 amino acids. The record is from RefSeq and is a predicted model, not a curated record. The transcript has 13 exons.
AUGGAGAGUGGACAGAGAGUGUCCCGGAAGGGGCGGAAGCUGGGCUCCAGCCGCCGGCGACAGAUGCGAGAGCCAGCGGAUGGCCAGGAUGCCCCUGUGGCCCCAGAGUCAGAAGCCUGGUCCUUUCAAGUGGCUGCAGAACUACAGGACUUCUUCCGGGACUGCGGGGCCAAGGAGAGGGGCUUUGUUACCCGUGAGGACGUGGCGGUGGCAAAACUCAGCUUCCUGAGUAGCGAGGAGGAGCCGGAAAUGAUCUUCGACUGGGUGGACGUGGAGCGGAAGGGAAGCCUCUCCCUUGAAGAAUUCAGCUCUGGGCUCAAAAGCAUCUUUGGCUCUGGCCCAAGCACACACAGGCUCCGCAGAAGGAGGCCAAUGUCUUCCAAGCGGGGAUCUGCAGCGGCCAGCUUCCCGGCACUGGACGAGGUCGACACGGAGGAGAAGGAGGCGUUCCUGGCCUUCAUGGAGCAGCUGGGGAGCAACUGCUUAUUUCCUGAGCAAGAGGAGAUCUGGCAGCUAUGGGGGAAACUGAGGCAGGAGGAGCCCCACCUGGCAGGCAACCUGGAGGGCUUUCUGGCCAAGAUGACCAGUCGCUUGCAAGAGGCUCAGGCGGACAAAGAAGCUCUGGAGCUGACCCUGAGGAAAUGUGACUCUGACCACCACCGGGAGGUUCAGGGGCUCUACGAGGAGAUGGAACAGCAGAUCCGCCGGGAGAAGCAGCAGCUACAGGCUGAGAGCCACUCUCGGGACCUGGCCCUCAGCUCACAGAUGCAAGAGGUCCUGGAAGCUAAGGAACGUGAAGUGCAGCGGCUGGCUGAAGGCCAGAGGGAGCUGGAGGCCCAGCUUGACCACCUCAGCACCACCCACCAGGAGGCCAGCUCAGAGAACCAGCAUCUUCGGGAAGCUGAGCGAGAGCUGGCGGGGCGGCUGGAGGAGGUGCAGGGACAGCUGCAGGUGACCAGGGGCCACCUGAAAACUGCCAAGGGCCUUGUGUCUUGGCAAGUGGCAGAGACAGAACCAAGGGAGGACAAAGCAAAAGAAGAGCCAAUCCCAGCUCCCCAGGCUGUCUCUCCUGAGGAGACAACCCUGCCUGGGCUGUUUGGGGACAAUGAUGACUGGAAUCAGCUCCUGAGUGGCUUUAGCAGUACCCCACUACAAGCCCUGCAGCUCUCCUGGAGCCCACCCCCGACUCCAAAAUUCUCCUCGGCCCCCCAGACACCCCGAGUGGUCAGGCAGAUCUCCAUCUCAGAGCCACACACUCCACUGUUUAGUCAGGAGGCGUCUUUGGAUCUGGCUAGAACUCCGAGGAGCUCCCUUGGGAGGCCUUUCACAGACCAGGAAGGGAAAGCAGGGGACCCAGAUGAGAAGGACAUCAAUUCUGAGCAGCCUGUGGAGCCUCCAGGUGUGGAAACCAAGGAGAAGCCAAGGCCAGAACCCGAAGCCCACUUCCACUGGGAUUUCCCUGGGAUCCCAGCUCAGGAGUCAGGGAGUCUGGUGCCAGCCACACUCAAAAUGCUUAUACCAUUGGAGGAUGGGUCUCCAGCGGCACCUUCCCCUCCUCAGGCCCCAGCUGGGUCCAGUGAAUUGUUCCAGGCCUCAGACCCAGAAGACAAAGGUCCCAGACCUGGGCCUGUGCCGGCCAAACCACCAAGACAAAUACAGGUCCUCCUUCAGGACCUACACACCAAGGUUGAGCCAGCGUUAGAGUCUCUGGGGGCUGAGACCAUCACAGUGGGGCCAGAUGAGUCCCCUCAGGGUCCGGAGACUUCCACAGUAGUGCUGCAGCCAGCAAAGCCAGGCCCAGACAAGCACGGCCACUCCGAGGGACCAGUGGGAACACAUGGACAGGCUCUUAGGCCAGAUGGGCCACCUGCUCUCCUCUGGCAGAGUCUGGAAGAGGAAGCAAAACAAGGGGAUGGAGGCAGGGAAAACAUGUCUCCAGGCCUAGGAGCUGGGAAUUCAGAGCACCCCCUGAAGGAUGCUCUGGCUACUGCUCCCCAACAUGGCCCACCCCAGGCUCAGGUUGGAGCUGAAGGACCCACUCCUGCAAAGCCAUUGGCCCCAGGCAGCCCUUUCCCUAUGGGGGUUCAGCCUGAUGAUGAAGCAGGACCCUGGGAACCCCCACACACUCUCCCCACGAUGGGUGGACUGGAAGCCAAAACCAAGUUGUCAUCUGAGACGGCUCAAGCCAGUGAACAUGGCCCCCCUCAAUCGAGGGAGCAAAGGACGGAACACAGGGAUGAAGACCUAGAAACAAACUUUCAGGAGACUGGGCUGCCCCCAUUUCCAGGGCACUUCCAGGCCGAUAAGCCUCAGACUGACCCUGAUUCUGUCUUCCAUAUCAUCUUCCUGGGGGACUCGAAUGUGGGCAAAACCUCCUUCCUGCACCUGCUGCACCAGGACUCCUUCGCCACCAGGCUGACUGCCACCGUGGGAGUGGAUUUUCGCGUCAAAACCCUGCUGGUGGACAACAAGCGCUUUGCACUGCAGCUCUGGGACAUAGCUGGCCAGGAGAGGUACCACAGCAUGACGCGGCAGCUGCUCCGGAAGGCAGACGGGGUGGUGCUGAUGUAUGACAUCACUGACCCAGAGAGCUUUACGCAUGUGCGCUAUUGGCUGGACUGUCUCCAGGAAGCAGGGGCUGACCAGGCGGUUGUCCUUCUCCUGGGAAACAAGACGGACUGUGAGGAGGAACGGCAGGUGCCUACUGAGAUUGGGCAGCAAUUGGCCAAGGAGCUGGGUGUCUCCUUUGCGGAGUGCAGCGCUGCCCUGGGUCACAACAUCCUGGAGCCUGUGGUGAACCUGACCCGGUCACUCAAGAUGCAAGAAGACCACAUGAAGAGCUUGCUGGUGGAGCUGCCCCCUGAGAGGCCACCAAAGAAAGCUGGCUGCUGCUUCUGA